AUGGCGAAGUCCUGGAUAGAAAUACUUGCGGAUGUUGCCGACAAACGCGGAGUAAAGAUCAUAUUCGGUGCCCAAGUGUUCGGUAUUGAUCUUGAGAAGCCGGCAGUUUUUCUGAAACAUGGAACGGAAAUGGGCGCUGACUUGAUCGUGGGGGCGGAUGGUAUCCGCUCUGUUAUCCGCGGUGCUGUUACUAGCAAUACUAAGUUCAAG
Molecule: messenger RNA, 210 nt
Organism: Lachnellula hyalina
Lineage: Eukaryota; Fungi; Ascomycota; Leotiomycetes; Helotiales; Lachnaceae
Exons: 2
Source: RefSeq, a predicted model, not a curated record